AUGCGCGGAUCCGACAAAGUCAGCAAGGUCUACCUUCAAAAGAACAAUGAGGACUUCAUCGUUCUCGUUGAAGACAAAGAAUCCCUGAACAAGUGGAAGGGUGACACUAGUGUCCCAUUGACCGACGUUAUUAACGGGUUCAAGGUCUUCACUACUCAUCGACAAGGAGCUCAGGGCGUUCUGGACUCCGCUUCAAAUGCCAUCCUUGACGCUUCGUUCGGAACACACAAAGUCGACGACAUCAUUCCUGUUAUUCUAAGAGAAGGACAGUUGCAGGUCACCAGCGGUGUAUGUACUAUUCGCUACCCCCUGCAUUGCAUCGUCAAAACCAUCAAGAAGCUAAUACCAUUCUCUUACAGGGCCAGGACCGUUUUUCCUCCACAAACGAUUCGAAGGGUGGCAUGGCAAAUCACAGAUAAACAAAAAAUCUACGAUCUUGUCUUUUUCUUCUUUGGCUGUGAGCAAGGGAUUAUUGUUAUAUUUUUUUUCAUGUUCUCAAUAGUAGGGAAAUCGAACGCUGGGAAAUAA
This is a messenger RNA of Orbilia oligospora ATCC 24927, 528 nucleotides long. RefSeq lists its product as uncharacterized. The transcript is spliced from 2 exons. The record is from RefSeq and is a predicted model, not a curated record. Lineage: Eukaryota; Fungi; Ascomycota; Orbiliomycetes; Orbiliales; Orbiliaceae. Bases 1 to 528 code for a protein of 175 amino acids.